This is a messenger RNA of Amborella trichopoda, 2786 nucleotides long. RefSeq names its product S-linalool synthase. The record is from RefSeq and is a predicted model, not a curated record. Gene Ontology annotation, biological process: diterpenoid biosynthetic process. Lineage: Eukaryota; Viridiplantae; Streptophyta; Magnoliopsida; Amborellales; Amborellaceae. Gene Ontology annotation, molecular function: terpene synthase activity; magnesium ion binding.
UCGUCUCUGGAGUCUUAAGUUUUAGAAAGAGAUUGUCUUUGGAGGUUAAGUUCUAGAGAGAGAGAGAUUGUCUUUAGAGUAAUGGAGGAGUGUAUUGAAGGUUUGGUUAGAGAGAUGAAAGGAAUGAUGGUUGAUAUGGAUGUUUAUUCUUGUGUUUUUUCAUCUGCUUAUGAUACUGCAUGUCUUGCCAUGCUCCCCAGUGAAAAGAGUUCCAAAGGCUCCAUGUUUCCUAAGUGUUUACAAUGGAUUAUUGAGAAUCAAAGGGUAGGGGGCUUUUGGGGAGAGGGAUAUGAGUACAACUCACCCACCAUUGAGUCCCUUCCUUCUACAUUUGCAUGCAUAAUUGCCCUCAAGAGUUGGAAUGUUGGGCAUGAAUGCAUAGAGAAAGGGCUGGAGUUCAUUCAUGGGAACAUAAACAAGCUCCUACUUGAACAAUCUCAACUCUCAGGUGCUCAAAGGUUUACCAUCAUUCUUCCAGCCAUGAUUGAGCUAGCAAAUAGCAAAGGGUUAGAGAUCUUUCCCAAAGGUGUUCCAGACCUAGUUAAAUCUGUCUUUAAAGAGAGGGAUAAUAUUCUUCAAAGGGAAGGAAAUGCUCAAGCUCUUCAAGCACCACUAUUGCAUCACCUUGAAGCCCUGCCAUUGCAUCUCAUGGAUAGAGAGUUCACAAAGCUGUUAAUGGUUGAUCUGUUGGAGAAUUUAGGGUUGGGAGAAUACUUUACUAAGGAAAUACAAGAAAUGUUAGGUGGUAUCUACAAGAUGUGGAUGGAGAAAGGUCAAGGGACAACAUGGGAGCAGUUUGAGAAGAAACAAAUUUGCAUGGACUCCUUAGCCUUCAGACUUCUACGCAUGCAUGGUUACAAUGUGUCUCCAAGUAGGUUUUGCUGGUAUUUGGACAACAUGGAAAUUAGAUCACAUGUGGAAGAGAAUUAUGAGGAAUACUUGAGCUCCAUGCUAAGUGUUUACAAGGCAUCUCAUCUUAUGUUUGAUAGAGAAAUUGAACUUGAAAAGGCUAGGUCCUUCUCCAAAAUGCUGUUAGAGAAGGCAAUGUCCAAUAAUAUAUGGGAAAAUUUCAGUACUGUCAACAAUCUUCAAGAUGAGAUCAAAUAUGAGCUGAGAGUUCCAUGGCUUGCCCGACUUGACCAUUUGGUGCACCGGCGGCACAUCGAACGAUUUGAAGAAGGAGUCAUGUUGUGGAUGGGAAAUGGUUCCUAUUUUAGGUUGCCUUCUCGAGCCCACAAUAUUCUAGAAGAAUUGGCUAAAAGAAACUACAGUAUGAGACAGUCCAUGUACAGGGACGAAAUUGAAAAGCUUGAGAAGUGGGUAAGGAAAAGUGGCAUCCAAGACCUAGGGUUUGCUCGACAAAAAACAACAUAUUGCUUCUUUGCCUCAGCUGCUGCAAUCUGUGAGCCGAACAUGUCCUUGGCACGAAUGUCCUCAGCCAAGAGUGGAAUCCUUGUCACAGUGAUUGAUGAUUUCUUUGACAUUCAUGGAUCAAUGGAUGAAUUACAGAGUUUCACAGAUGCAAUUGAAAGAUGGAAUGGAGGAGGCCUAACGGCACAUGCCAAGGUUCUCUUUUGUGCACUAGAUGACCAUAUAAACACCAUUGCCAAGCAAGCCUUUCAUCAGCAGGCGCGAGACAUAACGGACCAUCUUAGACAAAUAUGGUAUAAAGCCAUUAAAGCAUGGCUUAAAGAAGCUGAGUGGAUCAGGAAUAGUUAUAUCCCCUCCGUAGAGGAAUAUAGAGAAGUUGCAAUGGAAUCAAUUGGGCUAGAACAGAUCGUUCUCCCUGGUGUUUAUUUGGUUGGUCUGGAAAUAUCAAAUGAAAUAAUCCACCAUGAUCAUCAUAAGAAGAUUCUAGAACUAGUCACGCUUUCUACGCGCCUCUUGAACGACAUGCAAAGCUAUGAGAGGGAAAUCAAGGAGUGCAAACCCAACUUUGUUUCCUUGCUUUUGAGACAAAAUCGAAGACAAACAACCCAAGAUGUAAUUGACAACUUGAAGAAGAUUUUGGAUCAGAAGGAAAGAAGGCUAUUGGAGAAACUUUUGAUUGAGGAAGAAAAUAGUUUGCCAAGCCCAUGUAGAAAGAUUCAUCUUAGAAUUCUCAAAAUAUUCCAAAUGUUCUACAAUGGAACCAAUGUCUUUGAUUCUCCGACGCAACUUCUAGGCGACAUCAACAAAGCCAUAUACAAGGAUAUUACUUCAGGAUGUGCAUCAGCCACUCAAAUACAACCCAUGUGUGAGCCGAUUUGUGGUUCGUGCAAAUAGAAUGAUCGCUCAUAGGUGAUUUUGUGCUCCCAAUUGCUAGAGACUUGCCAUUCAAAGCUAAAAUCCCUCUGUAUUUGGUAUAUGUAACAAGAGUCCCUCGACCCUUAGGAACUUAGCCAUAAGAGCCACUUGGUUUUUGAAAAAAUGGAGGUCGUAGGAGAGUGUAGCUGCAAACUAGGGUCUUUAUGUAAUUGAUCUCUUUAGGCCAUGAGAGUUUUUAUGAAGCAAGCUCAAAACAAAUUUGUAAUUGAGCCUUAGAUGAAAUAUCACCCAUUUGACUAGGAAUCAUCCAAGUUGGAUCGGUAUUGGGAGGUGGGGGAUUCCAGUUCGAGAAACCUUGGAACCAUCUUGAUUCUCCAUCUUUUAUUUUUUUUAAUUUCUUUGUUAUGUCUCCCAAUCAGACUCGAGAUUCACCUGAUUCAGACCAAGAAGAUUGGAGCGUUGGCUCAGGACACUUUCCAAUUUUCUAAUCACUAGCUUGAUGGGAUUGGCACUCCAUUUUACUUGUAGAAUAUAUUAAA